CACAAGAAAGAUUUUUUUUCAUCUCAUAUAAACAAAGGAAGAUAAUUCAACUACAAGAACCUGUGGAUGUGACAUCAGUGAUCUAUCUGCCCUUGUUUGUGAGUUAAAAUUAAAACAUGGAUCCUGGAGCGAAAGAAGACAAAACAAUGCAAGUGAGGAAAAGAAAACUUAUCAUUUUUCUCUACUUGCUGCAUUUCAGCACUUUUGUUGCCCCAGUCACAGGAUUUUCACUGAAGGCUUGCAGAAUGACUUCUAAUACUGUCAUAUGUGCCAAGAGUCAACUCAAAGCUGUUCCUCGAGAUAUUCCCUCAACAGUGAAAGUAGCUGACUUGUCUGAAAACAAAAUCUCAAGAAUUCAAGUAGCAGAUUUCAAAAAUCUACCUCUUCUGACACAGUUAGAGCUAAAUCGCAACCACAUUUCACAGAUAGACAACGGUGCCUUUGCCAAUCUGAUUUGUCUUGAGAAGUUAAAUCUAAACAAUAAUAAACUUGUCGAACUUGGAGAGGAUGUUUUUCAUGGUUUGAGCAACCUCACCGAGCUUCGACUCAGCAGUAAUCGCAUCCAAACUGUGGCAUCCAGCUCUUUUAGGUCCAUGACAAGCUUAAAGUUUUUGGACAUUUCUCAUAACAAACUUUACGAAAUAGCAAAGGUUCAUUCAAUAUUGCAGCACCUGCCACACCUGCGAGAGCUGUACAUUAAAAACAACAAUAUAAACACUUUUCAUUCAUGGGAACUGACAAACAGCUCACUAGAACUUGGGUAUCUUGAUUUGUCUCAGAAUCCAAUUGCAGUCUUUCAAAUCACUGCAGACAUUUUUCCACAUCUCAUCUGGUUCAACAUCGGCGGCUCUCGCACAAAGCAGCAGAUGAUGUGGGAUGUGCGUAACAAGACUUUCCUUAAUCAAGUUUCUACUCUUGAUAUUAGUGGGCUGCAAAUGGCUUUGGGUGACAUGAAAACAUUACUAGAGACUGCAAACUCCUCACUUAGGACGCUGAGGAUGAAUGCAAUGAAACACAGCCUCACAGCGCUAAUCAACAUUUCCUGCACCAUCCCAACAAUGUCCAACUUACAGCUCCGCUAUUACAAGCUCAGAUCGGUCAGUUCAACUAUGUUUACAUUGUGUAUUUAUGUAACAGAGCUAGAUUUAACACAGAAUCACAUACAAAUCAUCCACGUCAAUGCCUUCAGAUCUCUUCCGGGUCUGAGAAUCUUAAAUCUGAGUCAGAACAAGCUUUCAUCUGUUCCAGUUGCAAUAAGGAACCUUCCAACUCUUAGAGAGUUGAAUCUCAGCGCUAAUAACAUCAGUAGACUUGGAUGUGAUGACUUUGCCAAUCAAACCAUGCUCAGACAGCUUAGCCUUUAUAACAACAUGAUCUCAGCUCUAAAUGAGUGUGUUUUCAAGGAUCUAAUACGAUUACAAGUUUUAAAGCUACAAACCAAUCACAUUAACAAAUUAAAUGGUGCUUUCCAAAGACAUUUACCGAAUCUUAGACAACUGUAUUUGAAUGUAAAUCAACUGACUAAUAUUAAAUAUGGAGAGUUUAAGGGUUUACACUCCCUCCAAAACCUGUCAUUACAUGACAACCAAAUAGAAACACUUGAAAAAGGGUGUUUUAUUGGACUGACGAAUCUUACCGAUAUGUUACUACAGAAGAAUCGUAUUACAGAAAAAGCAUUAAACAAAGGUACCUUCAAUGAUCUGAUCAAUUUAAGAAGACUAGAUUUAAGGGAAAAUCGCAUUCAAUAUGGAAACAGUUCAGCUUUGCCUAAUCCACCAUUUUCUCAGCUAUCAUGUCUGGAGACUUUGGCUAUUCCUUCACAACAUCGCAGAAUGAAGUCUCACUUGCCUCGCAACCUCCUGCAAGGCUUGACAAAUCUGAUAGAGUUCAGUGCCAGGGACAUUCAACUUAUAUUCUUGCACAAAGACAUGUUGAUUUACACUCCUCAGCUGCAAACACUUGACAUUAGCUCAAAUGACCUUGUGGAUCUCUCUUCAGAUUUGUUCUCCCCAGUUCGAGACUGCAAACUCCUCACUUAG
Molecule: messenger RNA, 2039 nt
Organism: Monopterus albus (swamp eel)
Lineage: Eukaryota; Metazoa; Chordata; Actinopteri; Synbranchiformes; Synbranchidae
Product: leucine-rich repeat-containing protein 15-like
Exons: 2
Coding region: 117-2039 (640 amino acids)
Cellular component (GO): plasma membrane
Molecular function (GO): protein binding
Source: RefSeq, a predicted model, not a curated record